Molecule: messenger RNA, 3619 nt
Organism: Leptopilina heterotoma
Lineage: Eukaryota; Metazoa; Arthropoda; Insecta; Hymenoptera; Figitidae
Gene: Iswi
Product: chromatin-remodeling complex ATPase chain Iswi
Exons: 4
Coding region: 246-3335 (1029 amino acids)
Biological process (GO): nucleosome organization; regulation of transcription by RNA polymerase II
Cellular component (GO): nucleus; chromatin
Molecular function (GO): histone binding; nucleosome binding; ATP binding
Source: RefSeq, a predicted model, not a curated record
UGUCUCAAUGACGCUCCGAAACUUGGAGGGAUCGUGUACAAGAUGGCGACAAUGUGUGUUAUUAAUUUAUAAUUUUUAAUACGCCGGGUCUUUUUUUAAACAAAAAACGAACGUGUCUGUGUGAACAUUUUACAAACUGUUCUUAUCAAAGUGUUAACGAAAUUAUUCCAUCGCAUGUGAUUCAAAAAGACAUUAAUCAAGUGAUUUUUAUCAAAGAAAAGUGUGAAAAAUCACAUUUUCUCAAAAUGUCAAAGACAGAUGAAAAUGCAUUUCCCGGAGAGACGGGAGAAAAUUCCAAUGAUUCCUCAGCAGAAACAACAUCAUCAAGAGGUGGUGGUGAUUUUGAGACAAAAAUUGAAACCGACAGAAGUAAACGUUUCGAUUUUUUACUGAAACAAACUGAAAUUUUUUCCCAUUUUAUGACAAACAAUCAAAAGGACAAGAGUCCUACAAAACCAAAAGCUGGUAGACCAAGGAAGCAACCUCAAGCAGAUCCAAAAACACCACCACAAACAUCUCAACCUCAACCUCAAUCUCAAUCUCUAUCUCAAGAGUCAAACAAGUCGUCUGAUGUUGCUGAUCAUAGGCACAGUAAAACAGAACAAGAAGAAGAUGAGGAAUUACUUGCCGAAAGUAAUAAUACAACAACUGGUCCAACAACGCGUUUUGAAUCAUCGCCAAAUUACAUAAAAUCCGGAGAAUUACGAGACUAUCAAAUUCGAGGUCUAAAUUGGAUGAUUUCUUUGUAUGAGAAUGGAAUUAACGGAAUUCUGGCUGAUGAAAUGGGUCUGGGAAAAACUCUUCAGACAAUUUCUCUUCUUGGAUAUAUGAAGCAUUUUCGCAACGUUUCCGGUCCACAUUUAGUCGUCGUUCCAAAGACAACUCUCGCCAAUUGGAUGAAUGAAUUCAAAAAAUGGUGUCCUUCAUUAAGAACAGUAUUUCUCAUUGGUGAUAUUGACACUAGAAAUACAUUUAUUCGAGAAGUUAUGUUACCCGGUGAAUGGGACGUUUGUGUGACAUCUUAUGAAAUGGUACUACGUGAAAAAUGGGUAUUUAAAAAAUUCAAUUGGCGCUAUAUGGUUGUCGACGAGGCGCAUCGUUUAAAAAACGAAAAAUCCAAAUUAUCAGAAAUUCUACGAGAAUGCAAGACUGCAAAUCGUUUACUUCUCACUGGUACACCAUUGCAAAAUAAUCUCCACGAAUUAUGGUCACUUCUCAAUUUUCUUCUACCCGAUGUAUUUAAUAGUAGCGAUGAUUUUGAUGCAUGGUUCAAUACAAACAGUUUUCUCGGUGAUAAUUCACUGGUUGAACGUUUACACGCCGUCCUUAGACCAUUUUUACUACGACGUUUGAAAUCAGAAGUGGAAAAGGGUUUAAAACCAAAAAAAGAAAUGAAAGUCUACAUUGGUUUAAGUAAAAUGCAACGCGAAUGGUAUACAAAAGUAUUAAUGAAGGACAUUGAUAUUGUUAAUGGAGCGGGAAAAAUUGAAAAAAUGCGGCUGCAAAAUAUUCUCAUGCAAUUGAGAAAAUGUUGUAAUCAUCCGUAUUUAUUCGAUGGCGCCGAGCCUGGUCCACCUUACACAACUGACGAGCAUUUAGUCUACAAUUGCGGUAAAAUGGUAAUUUUGGAUAAACUUUUGCCAAAAUUACAGCAACAAGAAUCGAGGGUAUUAAUUUUCAGUCAAAUGACACGCAUGCUGGAUAUUCUCGAGGAUUAUUGUCACUGGAGAUGUUAUCAGUAUUGCCGUCUCGAUGGUAAUACGGCGCACGAGGAUCGUCAACGACAAAUCAAUGAAUACAAUGCUCCGGGUAGUGAGAAAUUUAUUUUCAUGCUCUCAACACGUGCCGGUGGUUUGGGUAUUAAUUUAGCAACAGCCGAUGUGGUUAUUAUUUUCGAUUCCGAUUGGAAUCCACAAAUGGAUCUUCAAGCUAUGGAUCGUGCCCAUCGCAUUGGUCAACAGAAGCAAGUGAGAGUUUUUCGUUUCAUCACUGAGAAUACGGUGGAGGAGAAGAUCGUCGAACGUGCUGAGGUUAAAUUACGUUUGGAUAAAUUGGUCAUUCAACAAGGUAGAUUAGUUGACGCGAAGCAAAAUGCAUUGAAUAAAGAUGAAAUGUUGAAUAUUAUUCGACACGGAGCGAAUGAGGUGUUUGCAUCAAAGGACAGCGCAAUCACUGACGAGGAUAUUGACACGAUUCUCAAGAAGGGCGAGGACAAAACUGAAGAGAGUAAACAAAAAUUGGAAAGUAUGGGUGAAUCGUCAUUGCGUAAUUUCACCGUUGACGCGCCAACCGACUCGGUUUAUCAAUUCGAGGGACAGGAUUAUCGUGAGAAGCAAAAAAUUCCCGGUAUUGGCAACUGGAUUGAACCGCCUAAACGUGAACGAAAGGCGAAUUAUGCUGUUGAUGCGUAUUUUAGAGAAGCACUUCGUGUUUCCGAGCCAAAAGCACCGAAAGCACCGCGACCACCAAAGCAACCGAUUGUUCAAGAUUUUCAAUUCUUCCCUCCGAGACUCUUUGAGCUUCUAGAUCAGGAAAUUUACUAUUUCAGACAAACUGUCGGUUAUAAGGUUCCGAAAAAUCCCGAAUUAGGUUCGGAUGCGGCUCGUGUUCAGAAGGAGGAACAACGAAAGAUUGACGAUGCUCAACCACUUUCAGAUGAUGAGGUGAAGGAGAAGGAAGAUUUACUCAUUCAGGGAUUUACUAAUUGGACGAAACGUGAUUUUAACCAGUUUAUAAAGGCGAACGAGAAAUACGGUCGCGAUGAUAUUGAAAAUAUUGCUAAGGAAGUUGAAGGCAAAACACCAGAAGAAGUGAUGGAAUAUUCCGCUGUAUUUUGGGAACGUUGCCAUGAACUUCAGGAUAUCGACAGAGUAAUGGCACAAAUUGAACGUGGCGAAGCAAAAAUACAGAGACGCGCAGGAAUUAAAAAGGCUCUCGACGCAAAAAUGGCACGAUAUCGUGCGCCUUUCCAUCAAUUGAGGAUAGCCUACGGAACAAACAAGGGUAAAAAUUACACCGAGGAAGAGGAUAGAUUUUUAGUUUGCAUGCUGCAUAAACUUGGCUUUGACAAGGAAAAUGUUUACGAGGAAUUACGCGCCACUGUGAGAUCAGCUCCACAAUUUCGUUUCGAUUGGUUCGUUAAAUCACGAACUGCUCUUGAAUUACAACGACGAUGUAAUACUCUCAUUACAUUGAUUGAACGCGAAAAUCAAGAACUCGAGGAGCGCGAGAGACAGGAGAGAAAGAAAAAGGGCGGUAAUGCCGGACCAAAAUCGGCCUCAAAACGUAAAACGGAAUAUUUGCCAGCGCCUCAGCCAAGAAAGAAGAAGAAGUAGACAAAAUACACCAUUUAAAUAAGACAAAAAAAAAUAAUUUAUACUUUUAAUUUUAAAGUUUCAAAUUUUCAUCAUCUUUUAUUGCAAGAAAAGAAAGAUGCAUUUGAUUUUUUUUUAAAUAUAAAACGUUAUCUUUCUUUCUCUGUUUAAAAAAAAAUUAUUCAACACACGAUAAAUUGAAUAAAAAAGACAAAUUGAUUUGCAUCUUUUUACUACUACAUUUAUUUAUCUUCAACAUUAUAGAUUUUUUUUUAAAGAUAAGAAAUAAAAAUACAAAAUUGCAA